AAAGUUCGGAAGAGAGGAACUUCUGGACCCAUGCGAUGAAUAGCACUGAGCAUGCACCUCUCACGUGACGUCGGCAAGCUAAUUUCUGUGAUUCAUCAGAAAUACAUCCGGAUGCUGGCAUGCGUUGCUCACGUAACACAGCAAAACCGAUCAUCUUUGCUGCUUCCGUGGCGUCCAUCUUGUUUCUCGUCAUCAUCGACAAGCGUCCGAAAACGAUCACUGCAUCACCUGUCAAGGACCUCUUGUUUGCAAGAAAAUCGUAUAGAAUGGAAAAUGGCAGAUCUUCGUUUCGCCGAAAUGACUCAUCAGUUUCUGUUUUAGCAAAUUCCGGACGAAACGAAAAUGUGCCUCGGCGAAACAACACCCGGCGUCGUCUGCCGCAAUGUAUCAUCAUUGGGGUCCGCAAAGGGGGUACUCGUGCACUUUUGGAGUUCUUGAAAUUGCAUCCCUCUGUUAAAACUGUUCAAAAAGAAGUGCAUUUCUUUGACAAAAACUAUAGUUUAGGUUUGGAUUGGUACAGAUCACAUAUGCCCCUUUCUAACCCUCAUGAAAUCACCAUUGAGAAAACCCCGAGGUAUUUCGUUACGCCAGAGGCCCCUGAAAGGGUGCAUCGCAUGAACAGUUCUAUCAAAUUAAUUUUGAUUGUACGCGACCCAACAGAAAGAUCUAUUUCCGAUUUUUCGCAUUCUCACAGACGAGAAAUUCGAGCUGGGCCAUUAAACGAAACAUUUGAAGAACAUGCUAUCAAUGCAGACACGGGAAGAUUGAAUCUGGAUUGGUCCAGCAUUGGGAUUUCCUUGUAUCACAAACACAUCGAAAGAUGGCUAAACUAUUUCCCGCGAAAACAAAUCCUCAUCCUGGACUCGGAAGCUUUCAUCAAAAACCCCGUCCCUGUGCUCCGAAGAAUUGAAUCAUUUCUAAACCUCGCACCCAAGUUUGGCCCCAAUAUGUUCUACUUCAACAAAACCAAGGGUUUUUAUUGUCGAAAUACGCCCCCUGGCGGGUGCCUUGGGUGGACGAAAGGUUUGCCUCACCCUGAGGUUCGCCCAGAGGUGAUUGCGAGGUUGCGGGGUUUCUUUCGGCCACACAACACGGUAUUUUAUAAGAUGGUUGGACAUGACUUCAAAUGGCCAUAAAAUGCCGUAAUCAUUCAACAUCAUUUCAGGGCUGUAUCACUUUAAAGGACCUCAAUUUAGCCUUACAACUGCCCUCAGUGUGCCCAGUAAAUAUCUCAGUUGUACAAUAUUGCUGUGGUUUUGAGCAGUUUUCUGUAUGAUGGCAUAGCAAAUCUUAAAUAAAUAAAUCUAUAUCUUAUAUUAACAAAACAGUACAUUUAUUAGUAAUCCUACUACAUAUAUAUAUACCCAAUUAUCAAAAUAAUAUUGUUGACCUCAUAUCAUUGUUUGUUAUAUUUUUCAAUUUGAAUAUCAUUUGUAACCACAUAUUAUUAUUUAUUAUA
This is a messenger RNA of Lineus longissimus, 1459 nucleotides long. RefSeq names its product heparan sulfate glucosamine 3-O-sulfotransferase 1-like. Gene Ontology annotation, molecular function: [heparan sulfate]-glucosamine 3-sulfotransferase activity. NCBI's taxonomy places the organism in Eukaryota, Metazoa, Nemertea, Pilidiophora, Heteronemertea, Lineidae. The coding region runs from base 120 to 1136 and encodes 338 amino acids. The record is from RefSeq and is a predicted model, not a curated record. The transcript has 2 exons.